CACCAUGACUCCUUCAACCCCUUCAUCUGCCCCUCGAGCUCCUCGCGCCCAACACCCUCGCUUGGUUGAAGCUGGAGCAGAAUGUCUAGCGAAGGAGGAGGCAGGCAGGCAGGCAGGCAGGCAAGGCAGGCAGGGCGGGCGCGUCGUGCGUCUCCUUUCCCCCUCCGCGUCCUCCGCGCCUUGUUGCUCUCUCUUUUGAUCGCCGCGCGGAAGCCGUAUUUCGAUCGAAGCUUCUCUGCUUGCUGCCGAUUAAUUCGAGCGUCCUACCCUCAAGGGCACCCUGGCGCCAGGGCAGGCCGCCAAGCAAGCAAGCACGAAUGAACAGCGAAGAGGUGCGCGGGCUGUGAUGCUGCCCUGCCCUGUCGAAGUGGGUUCAUUCCGCGACCUAGUUCCUUGUCAACGGGGGAUAGGAGAGAGGAAGACAAACAACACCCGCUGGCCAGAGGUUGCGUGCGCGCUGCGCUUAGCAUCGGGCAUUUUGCUGCGCGCCUGCGUGCCCCCCGGCUGGCUAGCAUCUCACCGCUUAGUGAGCUCUUGCGGAGAGGAAGAGGGAGCUACGCUAAUGUGUGAAGAAAGGCAGCCUCGUCGAGCAGCGUCAGCGCGACUUCAUUGGCAACGGGACAAACAUGGACGGACGGCAGAGCUACGAGCUGAGAGGAGAAGAAAGCAGCAGCAGCAGCGGGAGACGCCGGUGAAUGAGGGGAAGAACAAAGGCACAGAUGCCGCUAGCCGCUCGGCAUCGACAGCGCUGGUCCCGCACCUCAAGCUCAGCUCUGGUUCUCGCUGCCGACCAUAUCCUCGGCUGGCCGCUGUCUUGGAUCGUCACUGUUCUUCACUGGCAGCAGGGAUGGGGGCAACGAGCUAGCGAACCCUUGGUCCCGCUUUCUCUUUACCAUCUCUCCUUUCACCAUCUUUGCCCCACCUCCCCUCAUCUUGUAGUGUUACCUCCGACAGCAGACUGAGCCCGCCUAACACCUGCGGCGUUCGACCCUCACAUCCUCU
Molecule: messenger RNA, 1002 nt
Organism: Jaminaea rosea
Lineage: Eukaryota; Fungi; Basidiomycota; Exobasidiomycetes; Microstromatales
Exons: 1
Coding region: 347-865 (172 amino acids)
Source: RefSeq, a predicted model, not a curated record